This is a messenger RNA of Volvox carteri f. nagariensis, 573 nucleotides long. RefSeq lists its product as uncharacterized. NCBI's taxonomy places the organism in Eukaryota, Viridiplantae, Chlorophyta, Chlorophyceae, Chlamydomonadales, Volvocaceae. The transcript has a single exon. The record is from RefSeq and is a predicted model, not a curated record. The annotation marks the transcript as partial.
CCACCUUGCCACCGGAGGAUGCCCUCCUGUACCACCCUGCCACCGGAGGAUACCCUCCUGUACCACCCUGCCACCGGAGUAUACCCUCCUGUACCGCCUUGCCACCGGAGGAUACCCUCCUGUACCACCCUGCCACCGGAGGAUACCCUCCUGUACCACCCUGCCACCGGAGGAUACCCUCCUGUACCACCCUGCCACCGGAGGAUGCCCUCCUGUACCACCUUGCCACCGGAGGAUACCCUCCUGUACCACCCUGCCACCGGAGGAUACCCUCCUGUACCACCUUGCCACUGGAGGAUACCCUCCUGUACCACCUCGCCACCGGAGGAUACCCUCCUGUACCACCCUGCCACCGGAGGAUACCCUCCUGUACCACCCUGCCACCGGAGGAUACCCUCCUGUACCACCGGAGGAUACCCUCCUGUACCACCUUGCCACCGGAGGAUGCCCUCCUGUACCACCUUGCCACCGGAGGAUACCCUCCUGUACCACCCUGCCGCCGGAGGGUACCCACCUGUACCACCCUGCCACCGGAGGAUACACCGACAGUAUCCUAGCACAGCAGGAACAUAG